ACGCAGUCAAAAACAAUUGCUUGGUUUGCCCGUCCUGUCUGAAUCCAUCUUCACUGACGCGCUGCACUGAAACUGGGGAUUACAAGGGGCACCGGAAGGCAGCAUCGAGGGCACAGAACAUAAACAAGUGACGCAGCGCCCCCCAGUGGCGGAGGGGGCUCACUGCCGGUUUUGUUGUCGCUCUGGAUGAUGAUGAUGAUGAGGAUGAGCCCCGUGGCAAGUGAGAACGAGCAGGCAGCGCGCGCUCAGUACACACGAGAACCUGCUGAAGGCCGUCGGAGUCGUACGUUGUAAAUUAUGUACAUAAGUUACCGAUAUUUUCCGGGACACUCGUGAAUGGCCAGUCGCGCCGCUCGGAGCCGACGAACCGAGCAGCGACCGGAGAAAUCUGGAAACCAGGCGGCACGCGAAGCAUCGUCUGAACCGGACCGCGUACGUGGUCCCUGCCUGGUCCCUCACACAGACCCGAGGCUCGACGACUCCGGUGGUGGUGGUGGGAGGGGGGAGAGAUUUUAAGCCGACAACGCCGCUGCAAACCGCGUAAAAUGUAAAGAGAGAGAAAACGAAAACAAACGCGAUUAUUUUUUAUCCUCCCUUCUUUCUUUCUUCUUUUUUUUUUUAAUGUAUUUUUUCAGUGUGAAAUAAUUUUGUAUCGGAGCGAAGCCGACUGUAAAUCUCUUGUAAAUGACCGCAACGUUUUGUAAAUAAAUAGACAAUAAUAACAAUUCUAAUUAUAACAAAUGUAAUUGUCAGUGGGCUGAGCGGCUUUUUUUUUCUUCCUAUUUUAAAUUAACAUCGCCGUACAGAUGGGCUACGAUGCUACGUUCAGGUUCACUUGAAGAUAUUCACCCUACUGCUUGAAGGAAAGGCAUCGAAGCUCAUCCAACAGGCUUGAAAAAAAGAAAAAAAAAACUUCUGGUCGAGUGUGUUUGUUCGGACUGAGAGACGUGUGGUUUUCUCUGAUUAGCACUGCACAAUUGGACUCUGAGGAAAAUGUAGGAAAUGGUGAGAAGGAAAACAAAGGCGGGAAUUGGUCUCUAACACUUGUGGUUUCACCCACUUCUGCUACUGUGUAGCAGCCAAAAAAAGGAGACGGGAGAGGAAGAGCUUGACUCACUAGAAGGGGCGAGUGGGUGACCACAGAAAGAGAGAGACGGGGACUGACGGAGGAUCAGAGCUUUGGAGGAGGAGGAGGAGGUGGUGGUGUAGGAGGGGUGGGAAAGGCCAUUCCCCAUGGCUACUGACCCGGGAGAGCCCACAGGCACCGAGGACUCCUCGGAGAAACCUGAUGGACAGAAGGAGGAGGACGCAGAGCAGGAGGGCAGGGCCAGCCAACAGAGGGAGAGGGCGGACGGCACCCACCUGGACGUCCCCGCCUCACAGGCUCGGGAGGGGACGGCGACCGGGGGAGAGGAUGGAGGAGGAGGAGGAGAGACCCGAGAGUCUGAGGAGACCGCAGUCAGGCCGAUUUCAUUCUCCACGCCCACUUUACCGGCCGAUACGGGUCAGAAACGACUGAGAAGGGAGAAGCGGUUCUUCAGGAAGAGCGUGGAGAUCUGUGAGGAGGAUGACGAGGUGGAGGGGACGCCCGCGGCGCCUCACAGCGCUCCCCACCUGGAGCUGUGCACCUCGGACUCUGUCUUUACAAGCAGUGCCCAGCAGCAAGGGGCAGCUUCAUCCUGCGUAGCCUUGGGACAUGAGCAGUCUUACGCCAACACCGGCCAGGAACCUGGCAAAGAGGCUCCUUCAUCUGCACCCACCCAGAGGGGGAAGGAGAGGGAGCGUGAGCAGGAGGAGGAGGCAGAGAUGAAGGCUGUAGCCACCUCUCCUGGUGGGAGGUUCCUCAAGUUUGACAUUGAACUGGGCAGAGGAGCUUUCAAGACUGUGUACAAAGGCCUGGAUACGGAAACCUGGGUGGAAGUGGCUUGGUGUGAACUUCAGGACCGCAAGCUGACCAAGGCGGAGCAGCAGCGCUUCAAGGAGGAGGCAGAGAUGCUGAAGGGGCUUCAGCACCCCAACAUCGUCCGGUUCUAUGAUUCCUGGGAGUCUGUGCUCCGCGGCAAGAAGUGCAUCGUACUGGUCACUGAACUGAUGACAUCGGGAACGCUCAAAACUUACCUGAAGCGUUUUAAGGUGAUGAAACCCAAGGUCUUAAGGAGCUGGUGUCGGCAAAUUCUCAAGGGCCUUCACUUCCUUCACACCAGGACUCCGCCAAUUGUUCACCGGGACCUCAAAUGUGACAACAUCUUCAUAACAGGCCCCACAGGAUCUGUCAAGAUAGGUGACCUGGGGCUGGCCACUCUUAUGAGGACCUCAUUUGCCAAGAGUGUCAUAGGUACCCCCGAGUUCAUGGCCCCAGAGAUGUAUGAGGAGCAUUAUGACGAGUCCGUGGAUGUGUAUGCCUUUGGGAUGUGCAUGCUGGAGAUGGCUACUUCAGAAUACCCCUACUCUGAGUGCCAAAACGCUGCUCAGAUCUAUCGCAAAGUCACAAGCGGUAUAAAGCCAGCCAGCUUUGAUAAAGUGAAUGACCCGGAGAUUAAAGAGAUCAUCGAAGGCUGCAUUCGUCAAAACAAAAGCCAGAGGCUCUCCAUCAGAGACCUCUUGAACCAUGCAUUCUUUGGGGAGGACACAGGGGUCCGUGUGGAGCUGGCAGAGGAGGACACAGGCAUCCAAGACUGUUUGGCUCUCCGGAUUUGGGUUGAAGAGCCCAAGAAGCUGAAGGGGAAGCACAAGGACAACGAGGCCAUCGAGUUCAGUUAUGAUCUGGAGAACGAUAGCGCUGAGGAAGUGGCCCUGGAGAUGGUGAAGUCAGGCUUCUUCCAUGAGAGUGAUGCCAAGGUGGUGGGAAAAUCCAUCCGGGACCGGGUAAAUCUGAUCAAGAAGUCGAGGGAGCGUCGGCAGCAGCAGCUCCUCCAGCAGCAGGGCUUUGAUGAACGAAGAGACUCCACCCUCACCUCCUACACCUUCUCUCAUCCCUCUUUCCAAUCCUCCCUUGGGCAAGGGGCAGCUGGACAGACGGGGGGAGGAGAAGGAGGAGGAGGAGGCGGCGUGCAGGAGUCCGAGGAGCUGCCUGAAGUGGACCAGCAUGUCAGGCAGCAGCAUAUUUUCAGUGGGACGACACUUAGUUUGCCGGGUGAGAGUAUUGGAUCUAUCAGCUGCGAAUCUUGUGCAAGUGGACAGAGCCAGGCAUACUCUCAGCAAGGGGACUCAUACACCCUCUCCCAGGCUUCUCUCUCCUCUAUUGCAUCUAGCACGGGAGCAUUGGGGCAUCCUCAAAUGCACCCCAUCGGUGAAAGUGUUCCAAGUGUGCCUCUCGGACAGAGUGUUAGUAUGUCCAGCAUGCCCAUAGGCCAAAGUGGAGGGGGACCUGUUGGUCAGACAUUUCUUCAACCCAAUACCAUGGUUCCACAGGUAUCACCAAGUGUACCACAACAAUAUUUUCAGUCACAAACAUUCCCAUCAGAUGCAUUUCAGACUGCCACUCCCCAUGGAUCAUUGGCACCCUCACAGUCAUACAUACCCCCUGCUUCCCCACAAGCGCCCAUAAAUGUUCUAACUACAUCUAUGCCAGUCGGUGAUCCCGCUGGACUAGCAGGGUCUAUUGUGCCCCAUGCUCAGCAGACCCAGCGCACUGCCACUCCCAUACAGCUCACUGACAUCAUUCCCCAAGCCGCACCCCAGCAAACACAGCCUGUCAUGAUCCCUCAGCAGACUAUUGUCCCACAACAACAGACAGGAAUGGAUCCCCAGACCGCCACCCUUCAGCAGCAGCCACAACACCAAAUAGAGGCCCAGGCAACUAUACUCGAACAACAACAAGUUAGUGCGACUCAGCCGCCAACAGAAGAGCAUCAACAGAGCCUUUCGGCUACUGCCCUCCAGAAACACCAACUUGAGCCUCAGCAGCAGAUCUAUGUGCAACAAGCUGUCCCGGUUUCCCAGCAACACGUUUUGACCACGCAAACGGGUAUGGAACAGCAGUCUAUGUCAGUACCGCAGUCGGGAGAGCAAGCUCAAACUUAUACACAACAACCGACAGGGGAUGCUCGAGAACAGUCCAUCAGACAGUCGCAACAAUUGCAACAACAGAUUCAGCAACAGCAGACUCUGCUACAGCAGCAGCAGCAGCAACAGCAGCAGCAACAGGCUUUACUGCUUGACCAACAUCAGCUGUAUGUCCAGCAACAGCUUGAUCAGCAGCAACAAAAAGCACUGCUUCAGCAACAGCAAGCGCAACUACAACAGCAGCAGCAACAGCAAGCUCAACUACAACAGCAAGCCCAGCUACAACAACAGCAAGCCCAACUGCAGCAGCAGCAACAACAGCAAGCCCAACUACAACAGCAGCAACAGCAACAAGCCCAACUACAACAGCAGCAACAGCAACAGGCUCAGCUACAACAGCAGCAACAGCAACAAGCCCAGCUACAACAGCAGCAGGCUGUUGUUAAAGCACAACUGUUGGACCAGCAGCAGCAGCAAGCUCAAAUUCAACAGAAACCAGAGCCACCGCAACAAGCUCUCUUACAACAUCAGUUAGAGCAGCAACAACUUGCUUCGCAGCAGCAGAGCCAGCUAUAUCAACAAAUUGGGCAAUACCAAGCUGGCACACAAAAAGAACCCGAGAAGCAACAGCAAAGUGGACAACCGCCGCAACAAAUUGUAUUGCAGCAGCAAUCCCAACAGAUUCAACAGCAAAAGGAGCAACAAUUCCAACAGCAGGCCUUAAUGCAACAAAUGGAACAGCAACAAGCCCUUAUACAACAACAUUUGCAGCAACAGCUAAUUUUACAGCAGCAGCAGCUACAGCAGAAAGCUCAGCUGCAGCAACAAGAGCAGCAACAAGUACAACUCAAGCAUCAGAUAGAGCAGCAGCAAGCUCUGUUGCAACAACAGUUAGAACAACAACGUCAGCAACAAAUCAUUUUACAGCAACAACAAGUGGAGAGAUUACAGCAACACGCUCUGAUGAAACAACAGAUUCAAGAGCAGCAGCAGCAGCAACAGCAGCAGCAGCAGCAACAGGCGGCUAUCAUUCAACUUCAGCAAACUGAAAAACAAGAGGGUGUCCAUAUUCCACAAAGCAUCAGUGAGCAACAGAUUCAGCAGCAGCCGGCCGAUAUACAGCACAUGUGUAUCCCACAACUAAACACUGCUCAGUUGCCACCCCACAUACCUCAGCAGCAGGUUAUGGAGCCACAGCCAGUUGCACUGGUCCAGCAGCAGCAAGCAUUUGUUCAGCAGCAGCACCUCACCUCUGUGAGGGAACCUCAUAUUUCCAUUGCAGCCCCAGCCGGUCCCGAGACGGUUCAGCACCAAACUCAUAUUAUCUCUCAGCCCCAGGUCCCCAUGACCCCUCAGUCGACCCAGAUCCCUGUCCAGACAUCUGCUAUUUCAACUCAGACCCUCACUCAGCAAGGACAAAUUGAGAUGAAGAGCCAAGGGCAGAUCCCAGUGCAGUUUAUAGUGCAGCCCACUGUCCAAGUUCCUCAGGCUGUGACUGAUGGCCAGGUAACACCCCAGUCAGCAAUGAUCCAGGGACAGAUGCAUGUCACCCAGACCCAGCAAAUUCCUUUGCAGACUAGUUAUCCUGGGCCUGCCAUUCCCACACAGAGCCAGGUUCAGCCAUUAAUGCAAAUGCAGCCUCUGCACACAUCUUUUACUCAACCGGUACAUGGCCACGUCCCAAAGGUUGACAUGCAGAUGUUGGGUCAACAAAGUCAAGCCACUAUCCAUCCUCCAGCUCCUUCACAUCCCAUUCAAAUGCAGCAUGAAACUCAUGUUCAUCAGAAUGCUCCAGUCCCAGCGUUCAUUCAGCCCCAGCUCCAGCAACAAACCCAAGCCCCGCCACCUUGCCAGGUACAUCCUGCCACUGGCCUUCUGGCACCUCAGUAUGUCCCUCAACCAACCCACCAAGCCAUGCCGCCUGUACAGCAGGAUAUAACUCACACUACACAACAGGAAGAGCAACACCAGCCAGUGCUCCAGUACCAGCAGAUGAUCCUGUCUCCUGGCCCUGCCGGAAGUGUCGGAACUAAAACAGAUGGCCCCGGUUCAGCAGUUGAGCCUACGAAUGCAAUUUCCGCUCCUCAUCGUGUUCAGGUGGGACAAGCCUAUGCUACCGGACAAACAACCCCACAUGCAGUUGUUCUGGCCCAGCAGCAGAUCCUAGAAAGCACUUCUGACCCUUCAGUCAUUCAACCCGUCUCCCAAGUUGCUAUGCCCCAGUCUACGGAGCAAUACCAGCAACAUCUACAGAAGCUUUCCCAAGUGCAGCCGGUAGCCCUACCUCCGUCACAGGCUCAGUUACCUCCACAGUCCACCCCAACUCCAAUCCAACAACCACCUCAGAGAGUUGAUGAGAGUCACCUUCCCCCACAGUGUCCUCCCACUUCACAUCUGGUGACCCUGCCUCCUGCACAGUUAGGUCAGAGUAACGUGGCAGAGCCUCAGGCCCAGAGCACGCCCCUGCCCCUCUAUAGUCACCUAGUGGCAAGUACCCCUCCAUCUCCACAGCACCAGGCCAAGCAGAUGCUGCCAGCUCACACACACACACAAACCAGCAAUCAGGCCAAAACACACUCCCAAACACAGACACGAGUCCAGGCGCAGAUUCAUUCUCAGACUCAGACACGCACUGACUCACCUAUUCCUGAGCAACCUGGUCUGCCCCAUGCUACGUUUCCCGCGCAACAAAUGCCCCUCAGCCCUUCACAUGCCCCAUGUCCUCCGACGUCACUACCAUCUCUCCUUUCCCUACCAUCCUACCAUCCUAUCGCUGCCCCUGGUCCAGAGCUACCUACAUCUCCACCAGCGGCCCAGGUAACCUUACCAGGGCAGGCCAACUUUAUACCCACCUCCCCUCCGCCUGUCGCUACUCUUCACACAGCGCUUGAUUCUAAUGCCCCCAAACUGCCCCAAGCUUCGCUCCAAGACUGUGACCUUUCCCUGCUGGGCAUUGCUCAGGAUGGUCAAAACCUAGCAAGUGCAGACCGUCAUUCUUCAUCAGGGUCUGUACCAGCUAACGGUGAUGACGCUCUGCAGCUCAUGGCCAAUGGAAAAUUAGACAAGUUAAAGGGUCAGAGAAGAACAUCCAGUCAGAGGACUGAGAAAGUUUCACAUCAGUUUCAACUGAGCAUGCUCCAGGUGUCCGGGAGUGGUGACAACAUGGUCGAAUGUCAGCUGGAGACCCAUAGCAACAAGAUGGUCACAUUCAAAUUUGACAUAGAAGGAGAUGCACCUGAGGACAUAGCAGAUUACAUGGUGGAGGAAGACUUUGUCCUUGAUGUGGAGAAAGAGAAAUUUGUUGAGGAGCUUAGAGCAAUAGUUAAGAAAGCCCACGAAUUACUUCAGACACAUUCACAGACUGGAUCAACUGACCAGUUACAUGUGAGCACUCCUGCUAGCUCAACGGACACAGUGCCCCAUUCCUCCCCAGUGGGACGCUGGCGCUUCUUUAUCAACCAGACCAUUCGUCAUAGAGACUCUCUUUCUAGCCAGGGAGCUGCUACAACACCUCCCACUGCAGAGCCGCGGAUUCUCCAAUCUCCAAAAAAGGAAAAAGAAAAUGAAGGAUCCCAGAGUCUGGAGUCCUUGACUGGAAUGGCUGCUUCCCCCUGCCCCAUCCUGUCUGCAACCUCCCCCCCAGUUUCCACUGUCUCAACCCCUGUCCCUAUGCCCCCCUCAGCCACCGCUGCCCCUGUCCCUCACACCGCUCCCUCUGAAACCAUCUCUGGACCAGACUCUGUCCCUGUCACGUCCUCAGGUGGUCUCCUUCCCUCAGUAACUCCUGACCAAAUCCCCAGUGCUCCUUCAACCUUAUCGAUACCUGCUGCUCCUACUACUGCUGCUAACUUCCCCACCUCAUCCACCGCUCCUUCUGUUGUGUCCCCCACACCCACUACCAUCCCUCCCGAAAGCCUCGCCUCUCCUGGAACCGGUGUUUGCUCCGCUGUAGCUCAAAGUAUAGGGGAUGCGCUGAUCACUGCGCCAAGGCCAUGCGUGCCUGCAGUGGAUCAGUCUUCAGCCGCUUUUCAUCCCCCGCCUCCUCCCGCUGCGGUAAUGUCUUCUGUGGUAAACCAGCAUAGCACAGAGCAGCAGCAGACAUUCACACAGGUGGCCAAGGCAGUCCCACAUCCACCACAACCACACCCACAACUACAGACUGCAGUACAGCAUCAAGUACAAGCAGCACAACUGCAGGUAAUGCAGGCUGAACAGCAGAUGCAGCAGUCGACACCGCAAUCACAGCAGCAAUCACAGCAUCAGGUCUACCAAGAACAAAUUCCGCUGCAGCAGUCUCUCCAGCAGUUACAGCAACAGCAGCUAAUUCAAAAAUCACUUCAGCAACAUCUGCCUGAGGUGCAGGCGCUGUCUAUGCCAGCUCACCCAGAGCUGUUACAGCAGUCUGUGCCUCUGCAUCAGUUUCUGCCACCACUACCCGUACAGCAGACCCAACAACCCGCUUUUCAGCAACAAGCAACGCAGUGUGUCCCACAGAUGGUGCAGCAGCCUCAGCUACAGCAGGUCAUGGCAGCUCAGGCCGCCGUGGUUUCCGAGCAGCAGGCCCAAAUUGAUCACCAACAGCAGCAACAGUUAAACCUACAGCACACGAUACACUUACAGCAACAGCAAAUGGUGCAACAGCAGCUGUUCAUGAGCGCUGCCGCAUUAAAACCAGAUCAAAGCCAAGUGCAGUCAAUAAGUCAUCCGUUUCUUCAGCAGCAGACUCAGCUAAACAUUAGCCCCGUACCACAGCAGCAGAUUCCACAACAAACCCAAGCGCCCGCUGAUCUGGCGCAACAACAUGUACAGGCGCAGCUGCAGCACACUGAGCAACAUCAGGAGAUGGUUAAAGCCAACGACCCGCCACAGAAGCAGCAGCAAUUAUCACUGCAGAAGCAGUCCUCCUUACAGAUGUCAGAGUCAGAGGUGUCCACGGGAGAGACCAGUGUCACAGAGGACACAGGCAGUUAUUCGGCCCCCUUUCACCCUUCUUCUGACUCCUCUCUGCCCCCUCUCCAUCUGGGCAGCGCUGAAACCUCCGUACCCACCCUCUCCCUCACAAUGACACCAUCGCCUGCCCAGCCUUCCUCUGUGGCCGAGUCAGACAGCGAGGGCCCCCCCAAAAUUGAGUAUGUAGACAACCGCAUAAAAACUUUGGAUGAAAAGUUGAGGAACCUGUUGUACCAAGAGUACAGCAGCGGGGCGGCGCCGGCCGGGGGGGCUGCCUCCGGCCCCGCGUCAGCUGCCCCCGCAUCAGCGGGAGGCGAUGAGUCAUCCGAGCCGCAGUCACGUCACCACUCAUUUUCCCCCCCACCUCCCUCCUCCUCAGAUACGUCGCCCCACUCCUCGUCUUCCACUACCUCCUCCACCACCUCUCGUUCCUCCUCCACCUCUCCUGACCCGGAGAGGGACGGAGGGGGAGAGCGAGCUUCCUCAGAGGCGCCCAACUCGGUGGAGCUGGGCCCCGUGGAGCAGCAGCCCGGCGCAUUCGCCCCCUCCAAGUCAGCCUCAUCCACCCCACCUACCUCCCUCCUGCCUCCCUGUCAGGAUGAGUCUGCCGGGCCCCAGCGCCCACCUGUGCCAGGAGAACCAACCAUACUCGCUGUACCCCAACAAUCUGACACCAGUUCCGCUGGAGACGCAUCUUGGCCCCACAAUCAGCACCCGAUCCCCCUCCGGCACGGACAGCAGCAGCACAAUGCAGGAGGUGGAUAUUUUGGCCUAAACCUGACAUGUCCUAGUAUCAGAAAUCCUGUUAGCAAGAAAUCGUGGACUCGAAAGUUCAAAAACUGGGCGUGCAAACUGCGCCACUCCGCCAGCUUGUUCAAGAAGCCCAGAGUCCAGCAAGAUGGACAUUCGAGCAGUCAGACGCUCAGAGACGAGAAGGAGGCGGCGCCGCUGAAUCCGCCUCAGUCGCGCAAAGGGCGAUUUCAGGUGACUCCGGUGCCCCAGACUUCUCUCCCAAAGGAAGUGCAAUCAUCAGGCCACGGUGGCUCUCACAGGAAAGUGGGACGCUUCUCUGUGACUCAGACUGAGACGAAGAAAGAGGACAGGCACACCGACAGCUCCCCGGUGUCUCCCGAUUUGGACAGGGAGAGGAGGAAAUCUCGGGCAAGGGACGGGGAUAAAGAAGAGAGUAGGAGGACCCCGUCAUCGGCCCACUUGCCUCGAGGUCACGGGCACGCCCACUCACCGCUGGGCAGCAGCGACGAUGACGACAACGAGAGCGAGCUGGAGGAUGAAGACCUCAGAAAAGAACUGCACAAGCUCAGAGAGAAACACAUCAAAGAGGUGGUUUCCCUUCAGGCUCAGCAGAACAGAGAGCUUCAGGAGUUAUACAGACAGCUUCGCUCCCUCAAAGACCAAAGGCAGAGUUUACCCGUCUCCCUGUCCCGAACCUCUCCUCUCCCUUCAGCGCCUCCUCUCCUCUCUCCCCGUCGGCCCAGACCAUCCAAAACAAAGCUUAGGCCCCGGCCUCACUCUCACAUGGAUAACAAUGGAGUUACACACUCCGGGAUUCAGCAGUCAAGUAGUUUUUCGGGGGGUGAACAGACGAAGCUGUCACUCUACUGCAACCCAGAGCACCGCACUUCACUGCCUGCUAGAAGAGAUCACAGCCCUCUAAGAAAAAGCACAUUCACGGACGAGCUGCACAAGCUUGUUGAUAAUUGGACGAAAGAGGCAGUGGGCCCCGCCCCGGCCAAACCUUCGCUGAAUCAGAUCAAGCAGAUUCAACAGGUGCAGGAACUCGGAGGCUGGAGCCAGUCGGCGGAGGUGACUCCACCAGGUUGGUUUCCAGGGGCGCAACUGAACCCCCAGGCCCCUGUGACCCCUGCCAACUUGACCGGGGCGCCCCCCUCCUCUUCUUACUCAGGCGGAGGGGGCCUGUCCACCAUGCAGUCUCAAGGACCACCGCAACAAACGCACAUGGCUCAAGUGCCACAGCUGCAGCAGAGUUUGCACCUCCACCAGUCUCUCCCCCUCCAGCAGAUGACCUAUCAGCAGUCCCCGCUCCGCCAGCAAAUACCCCAGCCCCGGAUGCAAACUCCCGCACAGUCCCAGUCACUGUCACAGACUCUACCCACCACCCAGCUGCCCCCUCAAAGUCAACCGCUGCUGCCUUCCCAAAACCCCACAUCACCGGCGUCCACGGCCACGUCUCUGCUACCCGGCGGUGGCGCCGCUGGUCCCACAGACGGCAGUGCCGCCACGGCGACGGCAUUUUGCUCGUGUUCCUCAUCCUCCUCCUCCUCCACCUGCUCCUCCUCUUGCUCUUCUGCUGCUCUACCUUCCAGUGCCAAAAUUCACCCCACACCCUCCACCUCUACUCUUCCUCUGGGACAGAAAUGAAAACAAGCAAAGUGUUGCGAGGAGGUGAUGCACAGAUCCGAGAGAUGGAAGCACUAAGUGGGUCAGGAUGUGAAGCAGAUCCAGUUGGAGUGUUAGUUCUGUGUUUGCGCGAGAGAAUUGUGACUGCGAUGAAUAUAUGGAUUCCAGUGUUUAAGAGGGGGGAAAUGAAUGUGAGAGAAAGAUGUAUAGAUAGAACGUAGUGUGGAAACGCAGAAGCCGGCUGGUUAUGAAUCAAAUGUUUGGAUGUUGAGAUGUAUAAAGUCUUUAAUGUAUGUGUGUGUGCAUUUAUGAGUGUUUAUGGAUUACUUGAGUACAUAUCACCUACAGUUUGUCCUUGGACACAAACUAACGGUCACGUUUGUGUUCGCAAACCAACUCAGACCUGAAAUCUCCCUGAGCAGAGACGAGAAGGACUAACUAUUCAACAGUGUUUAAUUUGUCAAUGCUUACAGUGAAAGGACUAUCAACUUUAAAAGUGCAAUUAGUAAUGGUCAUCUAAAUUGAUCAGCACGUAUUGUAUUGAUUUGUCUGCAAGGCAUAAAAUAUUUUUGUAGAAGAGCAGAGAUUGAGCGGAAACCAGACGCAUACAGGAUUUUUUCAUGGUCUUUUUAAACUGUUGUCCUAUACAGCACAAGACGCUACAACGGGCAAAGGAAAAAAAAAAAAUUAUUUAAACAGCAUGUCGUGCACGGUAGACGCAUCCGGCUCCCCUCAUUACCACAGUGCAACCUAACACAUCGUUGCAGUGUCGUGUCGUGCAGCAUGUGCUUAAUUUGUGUCGUUUUACGUUGGAAACGGUCUGAACGACACGCGAUCAGACGAACUUGAAUAAAAUUGAAACAUGCGAUCAGAGAUAACCCGGCCACACUCAGCACUGCAUGAACUCGAUUUGGCCUGUUGUGCAAACUGCUUGCUGCAAAUUCACAAACCUCACGAUUAACUGUGUGCAGCUGGUGAGAUAACCAGUAGCUUUCAGUAUGACAUGCUUUCACAUUUGACAUUUUGCUUUCUGUUUGUGCUCUCGAUAUCAAGGUGUAUACGUGUCACGCCGAGGAGGAAGAGAAAGAGGAAAAAAAAAACUGCCAAGUUAUUAUUAUUAUUGACUGCGCGGAACCAUGAGGGUUAUUCCCAUAUUGCCUUUUAAAGCAUUUUUGUGAGUGUGUUUUUGUCUGUGUGGCAAACCUUUGUGAUAGUCUCAUGGUAUAUUACAUUAUAAACUUCAUCCCUGUUCCUUUCAGUCAGCGCAGCCUCUCGCGCGUCGUUGUGCUCCAAUGCAGACGUUUACUCUCUCGCUCGCUUCCUCAAGAAACAAAGACAAGUGAGGUCUUGGAUCAUAUGCCGGUUGUAAGUUUGAUGUUCAACAUUGUUGUGAGAUCCUCACUUGCCUAUUUGUCAGCUUUCUUUGGCCUUGCACAAUUUCCUUAUUUCAGCCGUGAAUUCUUCAGCCUUUGACUAUUGGCAGUCAGUGCAAAUGCAUCAAUCAGAAACUGAGAUGUGGCGCCGUAACAAGCGCUUUUAUGCGCAUCACUAAAGGUUUACUCACGUCAAAAAUGUCCCAUUCCUCUAUUUCUAAACUCCACCUGUCGAUGUAAAGUAAUGUAUCAGCAGCCGAUAUAUUACGGUACAUUUUAUUGGCUUAUCAGUGCACUUAGCCAUACACACAUCUGACCACUGAUGGUCGGGUGUCGACACACAUAUUUUUUCUUCUUCAUGUAAUGAGUAGCCUGUAGUCAAAGCUGCAUUUCUGUUUUAUCAACGAUAGAGAUUUUGUGUGCCACAGAAAACAGGAGACUGCUACAUGUGAGUCAAAGACAUAUAAACCGUGAAUGGUUCAGGAGGAGGAGGAGGAGGAGUUCAAGCUAAAAAGGUUAUGGUUGUUCAGAGGCUGCAUAAUCUAGAUGAUGACAGUUUUCCGCAUUUGUUGCUUUUCAACACUACCCACAUUUUCACGGACGUAGUUCAUAAUUAGUGAAGGUGAGAUACAGUACUGUCAUGUCUGAUACUAACAUGUAUCUAACAAGCUGCGGCUUAAUGAUCGUGAUUCAUGAGCUGGCUUUGUCCUUGAAGUGUUACCAAAAUGUUACCUAAAAGAUAAAGAUUAUUUUUGUAUUUUGGAAUGGGGUUGUACAAAUUGUAAAAUUGUGUACUCAUCACAAUCCUUCAGAGGUUAUUUGAAACUAGAAAACACUGGUUUUCAUCCCUGUUUACUCGGGGCUCCCUGCCUUGAUAUACCUCUCUGAGUCCUGACAGGCCAGGGUCUUUUAAAAUUAGAUUAAGAUCAUUUUUCUCAUUAUUGACAUCUUCUGUCAGCUUUUAAUCUUGAAAACCAGGAUGUUACAUAAUUGAUUGGCACCAGCCUCCAUGCUGGGUCAGAUAUACUACAAUUAUACAUUUAUGUGCAAAAAAAAUAAAAACAGAAAAAAACUGGGGAGUCCUAAAAUGGCAUGAGUGAGAACCAAUGAUAAAAGUACAUUUGGGGAGAAAAAACAUAGAGGAAUAAAGUAUGUCGCUGAUGAUUUAGCCUCUGUAAAUUGUAACUAAUUCUACUGUUGAUUUUAUUUAUGUUUUGUUACUAAUCAAAAUAAAUGAUGUCAAACAUCAAAUUACAA
Mugil cephalus (flathead mullet) is the source of this 13964-nucleotide messenger RNA. RefSeq names its product serine/threonine-protein kinase WNK3 (gene wnk3). Gene Ontology annotation, cellular component: cytoplasm; cytosol. The transcript is spliced from 25 exons. The coding region runs from base 1234 to 11355 and encodes 3373 amino acids. Gene Ontology annotation, biological process: positive regulation of potassium ion import across plasma membrane; protein phosphorylation; intracellular signal transduction. The record is from RefSeq and is a predicted model, not a curated record. Gene Ontology annotation, molecular function: chloride channel inhibitor activity; protein serine/threonine kinase activity; potassium channel inhibitor activity. Lineage: Eukaryota; Metazoa; Chordata; Actinopteri; Mugiliformes; Mugilidae.